Priapulus caudatus is the source of this 1648-nucleotide messenger RNA. RefSeq names its product neurensin-1-like. Lineage: Eukaryota; Metazoa; Priapulida; Priapulimorpha; Priapulimorphida; Priapulidae. The transcript is spliced from 2 exons. Bases 197 to 1012 code for a protein of 271 amino acids. Gene Ontology annotation, cellular component: transport vesicle; neuronal cell body; neuron projection. Gene Ontology annotation, biological process: nervous system development. The record is from RefSeq and is a predicted model, not a curated record.
CAUCACCGCUGUGUGCCGACGUCGUCAUUGUGACAGCAUGGCCGGAUAGCAGAGCCUGACAUCGUGCGUGCAUAGUGGGAGCAAGACUUCAUCGUGUGAUUGAGUCAAUCGUCGCAGCAGCAGGGCGGAGCCGCGCGUGAGAACUGAGAGCAAGUACUGUGAGAGUCGUGAUCGUCCCUGGCAUCAUUCCCCAGCCAUGGAGAGGUCCGACACGACAGAGACGCAGGUCGACGGAAGCGAACAGGAGCCGACGGGAGCGUCGGAGACGGGAGAGGACGCCGACAAGGAAGAGAAUGACGCCGUAGAGGACGGCGGACGCAGGAAGCGACGCAAGAUCCGCAAGAUCCCGUGCCUCGCCGGAAAGCCGUCGCUGGAGAGCGUCACCGAGGCGGAGGCCGACAAAGAGGCCGCCGACAAGCAGUCGCCGACAACGUGCGUUGAUUUCGGAGUGCGCUCCUACCUGCACCACUUCUACGAGUCGAUGGCUGUGCGAAAUCCGCAUCUCUACGAGGAGCUGUCCCGCGACGAGGAUUUCCAGUACCUGAUCAAGCCGCGUCGCCGCCGCUGCGGCUCCAUCUGGUGGAAGAUCGGCCUCUGGUCGGGCGUCAACCUUGUCGUCUUCGGCCUCGUCGCGAUUCUCGUCGGCUACCUUGUGCCGCAGCGUCCCGAGGUCGUCGACCAUCAAGGUUACUACGACGCGAUCAGCAAGAACGCACUGCGCUACAACACGAACCUCGAUAUUUUCAAGCUCGUCGGUCUCAUCGUGUUCUGCAUCGGAGGAUGCCUGCUCGCCGUCUCGCUCCUCUUCCCUAGCUUCCUCUACCAGUGGUGCGAGGACGACCUGCUCGCGUCGGAGCCUUUCGGCAUAUCGACGAAAGAUACGGAGAAGGAGCCACUGAGUCCGACAGAGAAGAGAGUGCCGGGGAUACCUGUCGUGAAGGGGGUGCAACCGCAGCGUGAUAGCAACGAGGCCGUGCUGGCGACCAAGGCAGGCAUGUACACGGUGCCCUGAUAAUAUCUAGGAAACCAACGCAUUCCUACAACAGUAUUUUUCUGAAUGUUAUGAAUAUAUGGAUGUAUAGGCUAGCAUAUAAUACACUGUUACGAGAUGGACAAUGUGCUUCUAUACAUGAUACAUAUACAUAUAUAUAUAUAUAUGUAUGAUUGUAUUUUGUGGAUGUAAUUAAUGUUAUAUAGAUGUCGUCAUGUUUUCCCUUAUCGGGUGGCACAAAAAGUCUAACGUAGCAACAUUAGAAUAAUGGCCGCACACGCACACGCGCGCAUAGUGUAGCUCUCAGCACACGACAUGGAAUGGAGUCUAAUUCAAUCUUUUACUGUACUGUAAAACAUUUUUGCCCGAACUUUAUUUUGUUUGUUCUUAUCGGGCGGUGACUUUUAACGAAACAGUUUUAAGGCGCACUACAUGUUUACGAUGAUUGUUUUAUUGCAGUAAAGAGACCGCCAUGUUUUGUGUAAUUGUGUUCCGGCACCUUGCUGUUUAUUGACCUUGGUCGAUAACAUUGUAGUCACACUAUUUCGCAGACGCGACAAAUUAUGAGACAAACGGUACCGCAUAUUUACGUAUUGCAUUCGUUUCCCACCGAUGAUCGAAAAAAUAUAUACGCAGCUGCCAUGUUUUGCUCAAUAA